UACCCAGUUCCAAGUUGUCCUUAACCUUAUUAGCAAUUUUCCUAGGAACGGCCUUUGGACUAUAUAUCGUCUUUCAUCAUCCACCGUCUUGUUCUCUCCGCGAACACCUGCAAUCACCUCUAUCAAUAUACCACCUUCCUAACCAACCAAUCAAACUAACCUUUCCUAUACCAACUUGCGAAACUUGAUUACUUUACUUUGCCUGCUCGUAUUCGCUUAUAGGAAUUGUCAAGAUGUGGAUUGUUCAGUGGUUCUACGACGUCCUCUCGUCGCUUGGUUUAAUGAACAAGCAUGCCAAGCUACUCUUCCUAGGUCUCGAUAACGCUGGAAAGACAACUCUCUUACACAUGCUAAAGAAUGAUCGAGUCGCCAUUCUCCAGCCCACUCUACAUCCCACAUCCGAAGAGCUCGCUAUCGGUAACGUGCGUUUCACCACUUUCGACCUCGGUGGUCACCAGCAGGCCCGUCGCCUAUGGAAGGACUACUUCCCGGAAGUGAACGGAAUCGUUUUCCUUGUUGAUGCCAAGGACCACGACCGUUUAUCUGAAUCCAAGGCCGAACUCGACGCCCUUUUGUCCAUGGAAGAGCUUGCAAAGGUCCCUUUUGUUAUCCUCGGAAACAAGAUCGACCAUCCCGAUGCUGUGUCAGAAGACCAGCUCCGUCACGAGUUGGGUCUGUAUCAAACCACCGGCAAAGGCAAGGUUCCGCUGGAGGGAAUUAGGCCCAUCGAGGUCUUCAUGUGCUCCGUGGUGAUGAGACAAGGAUACGGCGAGGGCAUAAGAUGGCUUUCUCAGUAUGUCUAGACACGCAAUUGACAAACUAUCGGAUACAGGUGUUUCCAUACACCGAAUAGGGAUGAAUACGUAGAUGAAGAAUGCAAUGGCCGUCUGGGAAACACGGAGUUCUGACAGCCUGCUAUUACCAUACCGAAUGUCGAUGUUUUCCGAGUUAUUUCUUUGGAGUCAAUGGCUAGAGGCAUACGCCAGAUCGCAUUAAUGAAUUGAGCAUUAUUACAUUUGAAGCAUCAUAGCAACGACAUUGUGAUGGAUGUUUAAUAUAUCAUGAAUACCUACCUAGGGAACUCCUCUCCCCAUCUCUUAUAAAUACACUCAUACAUAACUACAUAUUUAAACUACAUAUACC
Molecule: messenger RNA, 1143 nt
Organism: Hypoxylon fragiforme
Lineage: Eukaryota; Fungi; Ascomycota; Sordariomycetes; Xylariales; Hypoxylaceae
Product: GTP-binding protein-like protein
Exons: 6
Coding region: 234-803 (189 amino acids)
Biological process (GO): intracellular protein transport; vesicle organization; endoplasmic reticulum to Golgi vesicle-mediated transport
Cellular component (GO): COPII vesicle coat; endoplasmic reticulum exit site
Molecular function (GO): GTP binding; GTPase activity
Source: RefSeq, a predicted model, not a curated record